Messenger RNA from Columba livia (rock pigeon), 2908 nucleotides. RefSeq names its product monoacylglycerol O-acyltransferase 2 (gene MOGAT2). Lineage: Eukaryota; Metazoa; Chordata; Aves; Columbiformes; Columbidae. The coding region runs from base 246 to 1250 and encodes 334 amino acids. Gene Ontology annotation, cellular component: endoplasmic reticulum membrane. Gene Ontology annotation, molecular function: diacylglycerol O-acyltransferase activity; 2-acylglycerol O-acyltransferase activity. The transcript is spliced from 7 exons. The record is from RefSeq and is a predicted model, not a curated record. Gene Ontology annotation, biological process: diacylglycerol biosynthetic process; triglyceride biosynthetic process.
GGGCGGGGCUUGGCGGAGGGGGUGCACACACGUGUGAGCACACACCUGUGCACACGCACGCAAGACACGCCCGUGCGUGCACCGACACGCACACGCACCCCCGUGCAGCUGUGCACACACGCGUGUGCAAUCGUGGGAAAUCGAGAUGUGCAGUUCCAGCCACCUGGAUGAUAAAGGAAGAUCAAUACUAACAUGACAUCCAACGAGCUUCCUUCUCCCUUCGAGACACACACGCAGAGCCCAAGAUGGUCGAGUUUGCUCCUCUCUCCAUACCACUGCAGAGACGGCUUCAGACGGCAUCGGUGGCUCAAUGGGUCUUCAGCUUCCUAUGUCUAGCACAGUGCUGCAUCGCUGCCUUCAUCGCCCUCCUCUUCACCCGAUUUUGGCUGCUCAGUGUCCUCUACGCUGCAUGGUGGUUCCUAGACAGGGAACAACCCAGAAGGGGAGGGAGGAAGAUCCAUGCCAUGCGGAACAGCGUGGUCUGGAGGUACAUGAAGGACUACUUCCCCGUCACGCUGGUGAAGACGGCAGAACUGGACCCUCGGCAGAACUACCUGGUGGGAUUUCACCCCCAUGGGGUCCUGGCAGUUGGAGCCUUCAUCAAUUUCUGCACAGAGGCAUCGGGCUUUUCCACGCUCUUCCCGGGCAUCACCCCACACCUGAUGAUGCUCUGCUUGUGGUUUCGUGUCCCGUUCUUCAGGGACUACUUGAUGAGUGGAGGCCUGGUCAACUCUGACAAGGAGAGCGCAUCCUAUGUGCUGAAGAAACCAGAGGGUGGGAACCUGCUGGCCAUCAUCGUUGGUGGGGCUCAGGAGGCCCUGGAUGCCCGGCCAGGAUCCUGCACCUUGCUGCUGAAGAACAGGAAGGGAUUUGUCCGCCUGGCCAUCGAGCACGGCACCCCGCUGGUCCCCUGCUUUUCCUUUGGUGAGAAUGACCUUUACGAUCAGGUGAACAACCCCAAGGGUUCCUGCUUGCGUUGGAUCCAGCACCGGCUUCAGCAGAUCAUGGGCAUCUCCCUUCCCCUCUUCCAUGCACGGGGCAUCUUCCAGUACAGCUUUGGGUGGAUACCAUACCGGCGGCCCAUCUACACUGUGGUUGGGAAGCCAAUUCCAGUGCAGAAGAAGUACAGACCCUCUGAGGAAGAGGUUGACGAAGUCCAUCAGAAAUACCUAAAUGAAUUGUGCAAGCUCUUUGAGGAGCACAAAGCGAAAUAUAACAUCCCAGAGGACAGACACCUGGAAUUUAUAUAGAGCUUCUCAAGCAAGGUGAAACCAUGGAGAUCAAGCUUCAAGUUUUCUCCCGUAUCUCUGGAACUAUUAUACUUCACAACCUCCACUUAGUCACAGUUAACAUGUGGUUUGAACAGUGUAGGGAGAUGGACUUGAUUUUCCCAGUAUUUGCAUGGAUUUAGGGACAGAGUUUUCAGUUUUGGUCCCUGUAGGACACAUAAAAAACAUAAGAAGAAGAGAAAAAUCCCAUCUGACCAACUCAGUGGUAUUGAAACUCCACAGCAGAAAACUCACACUUCCAGUUUGGCUUGAAGGUCAGCUUUUCAAGAUAUUUCCAGGCAGAGAUGAAUUAUCAAAAGUUCCCUUUGCAUUAUUUCCAUUCAGAAAUGGGAUGAUGAGCCAUAAUUUCUGUUUAAUCCAUUUUUUUUUUUUUUAAAUAUAACUUGUCUAGAUCAACACAUGAUCAUUGUUUGCCUCGUGCUCUUCAAGUCUUUGCUUGUUCUGGGCUCUUUCUCGCCAACUGAAACACAGUUUAUGAGAAAGCUCAUACUCCCAGCAUGGUGCUGGGCACCCUCAGCAGCAACACAAUGCCAUAUCACAGAAUCCCAGAAUGUCCGGGAUUGGAAGGGACCUGGAAAGCUCAUCCAGUGCAAUCCCCCCAUGGAGCAGGAACACCCAGAUGAGGUUACACAGGAAGGUGUCCAGGCGGGUUGGAAUGUCUGCACAGAAGGAGACUCUACAACCUCCCUGGGCAGCCUGGGCCAGGCUCUGCCACCCUCACCAUGAACAAGUUUCUUCUCAAAUUUAAGUGGAACCUUUUGUGUUCCAGUUUGUACCCAUUGUUCCAGUUUGUAUCCCACUGGAGCAAAAGAAAUAAAACAUUUAUAAAGGGCAAGGGCUCACCUGGAGGUUUCACCUUACCAGAGCUCCAAGAGUCCUGCUUAGAAUUCUACUGAUUUAACCCCAGACAUCCCUUCAUUGACACACCUUGGACUAGUCACCAGCACUGUCACUGUGCAUUUCAUUUUACAAAUGAGGCAAUUUUCGAAAGAGAAUGCAUGGCCAGGAGGUGGGAGGAGAGAAAAAUCAUUUGGGACAGGAAAUAUGUCUCAUAAAGCCACAUUUGGCAGAUGAUCAAGUCUUUAAAAAGCUGCUUCUUGAUAUCCAGAACAUUAUCAAACUCUGCACUUAAUGGGAUUUCGCAAUGUGGAAGUUUUAGGUGGCAGGAAGCCACCUGCUCCAAUGAGCUUUACAUUGCCCCUAUAGAGCCUUUAUAGCAUCACCUUCUCUCUUCAACUUAAUUUCUCCUUCUUUUCUCCAUGUCCCACUCCCCACCUGCAAGGAGCCACCAAAAAUCCUACACAGCUCCUGCACUUCAUGCAACCAGGAUUUUUGUUACUGCAGCUGCAAGAAUUGCAUUUAACAAGGAAAACACACAGAACUCUUUCUAAACUGACAAGAUCAGGUCCAUCCUUGUGUUUUGUUUUCUUUUCCCUUUUCUCCUACCCUGAUAAAAUUAACCCACUGUAUUCUUAAUGAAUGACCAGCUGCAAAUCCCUCUUAUUCCCAGAAAACACGCAGCAAUAGGGAAGAAUUUGAUCGAGCUCACAUCGACAUUUCUAAGCACUCCUGUAAUACCACACUUAAUCCGGUCAAAUAAAGCAGGUCACCUGCUAUGA